Ylistrum balloti is the source of this 1161-nucleotide messenger RNA. RefSeq lists its product as uncharacterized. Lineage: Eukaryota; Metazoa; Mollusca; Bivalvia; Pectinida; Pectinidae. Gene Ontology annotation, molecular function: nucleic acid binding; aspartic-type endopeptidase activity; zinc ion binding. The record is from RefSeq and is a predicted model, not a curated record. The coding region runs from base 1 to 1161 and encodes 386 amino acids. The transcript has a single exon. Gene Ontology annotation, biological process: proteolysis.
AUGUCUGUCUCUGUUAUCCUGUCAUCCGAUGACCAAGACACUUCAUCUGGCGACGAGGAUGCCUUCGAAGAAUCCGUGAGUGAUCUAGAAGACGUAUCCAACCUUAUUUCAAGUGAAGAUAUAGGAAAUAUGGCGAAAAUCGAGUUGAAUGGAAUGUGUACAUUCGACGCACAUGGGGAGUCGAUGAAAACCCAUCAAGCUUGGAAAAGAUGGUUAAGAAGUUUUGAACUUUUCUCAUUAGGAAAGGGUGUAACAGAUGUGGAUCAAAAGCGUGCAUUGUUAUUGCACUGUGCGGGUCAAGAUGUACAGGACAUUUUUUUCACACUGCCAGAGGGGGACGGAGGUAAUGCUUACGAGAAAACAACCGCCGCAUUAGAAAAACAUUUCAAAUCAAAAAUCAAUGUGCCCUAUGAAAGGUAUGCAUUUAGGUCUAUGAAACAAGAGGAAAAUGAAACUGUUGAACAAUUUGUAACCAAAUUACGACAACAAUCGGUGCUUUGUGAAUUUGACAAGCCGGACGAACAAAUUAGGGAUCAAGUCAUCGAAAAAUGUAGGUCGCACAAAUUACGGCAACGUCUGCUAGAGAAAGGUCACAAAUUGACUUUAGAUCAGCUACGAAUGAUGGCUAGUACUUUAGAACAGGCUGAAACACAGGCAAAGAAGAUGGAAAGCCAUCAAGGAACAUUAAACAGAGUGAGUUUGUCAAGUCAUGGUGCUGCUAAACAGGGUCAUGCUAAACGGACACAUGAACAUAAACCAAAGACGGAUAUGAAAUGUUACAGAUGUGAUCGUGAGGGACACUUGUCACGUGAUCCCCAAUGUCCAGCAAAGACUAAAAGGUGUAAUGAAUGCGGAAAAGUGGGACAUUUCGCAAAAUGUUGUAAGAGUAAGUUACCCGGAAGUUCUCAGAAACGUAGUAGCUCAUAUUCGCAGAGGAAUAAUGGGCCGCGGAAAGGAAAUGUUUGUGCUGUUGAACCAGAACAGAAUAACUAUGCUUUUAAUGUCAGUCAGAGAUCUAGGUCAGAGAAAUUCCGCCUACAGGUAGACAAACAGGAUGUUGAUUUCAUUGUUGACAGUGGUGCUACGGUGAACAUUAUUGACCGGAAGUUGUGGGAACAAUUGAAACAGAACCACAUUACAUGUAAGUCGGAGAAAACUUGA